Messenger RNA from Trichoderma reesei QM6a, 1059 nucleotides. RefSeq lists its product as uncharacterized. The transcript has 2 exons. The coding region runs from base 1 to 1059 and encodes 352 amino acids. The record is from RefSeq and is a predicted model, not a curated record. Lineage: Eukaryota; Fungi; Ascomycota; Sordariomycetes; Hypocreales; Hypocreaceae. Gene Ontology annotation, cellular component: mitochondrion.
AUGCUUUCUCAGAGGUUGUAUCGCCACGCCGCUGCGGCAGCUCCGCGAGUCGGCGUGCGCGCUCUGGCCACGACAAGCCUGAAGCAGACGCGAGCGCCGUCCAUGGGCGACAUCAACCCCACACCGGAAUCCAUCGAGACCUUCAACGAGAGGCAGAAAGCAUUCAGAGAGCAGCUGGUGGAAGCGCAGAAAGAACGGGGAGCUCGUGCGUUUGGUUCCCAGAAAUUGCCUGACUCGACUACUCCUGACCAAAGCUCACCUCAAACUGCUGCAGGCGCCACAGCCGCUGUCAAGGACAACGAGCCUGAUCGCAAGCAGGGCCCGCUGACCAACCUCAUCUAUGGCACCAAGGAGGGCAGGGAGAUGGAGGCCCAGAUGGAGGCCAGCUUCAGCCAGGUGCUUGCCAGAGGCAAAUACGUCCAUUCCAUCGUCUUCCACGAGGUCCAGCCCGACAAGGUGGACGAGUACGUCGCGCUGACGGGGGAGUUCUACCCCAAGAUGGCCAACACUCCCGAGAACAAGGUCCAUCUGGUCGGCAGUUGGCGGACAGAGGUUGGCGACUGCGACACCUUUGUUCACAUUUGGGAGUACCAGCGGUACGAAGGCUACCAUGAGUCUCGUUACUCCAUCUCGCACCACCCCGAGUUUGCCGAUUUCAACAAGAAGCUCAGCAAAUUGAUCAAGUCUAAGAAGAUUUCCUUGAUGCAAGAGUUCUCUUUCUGGCCCACCACGCCCCCGCGCCAGCUCGGAGGCGUUUUCGAGCUCCGAUCAUACACCCUGCACCCCGGCAACCUGCUGGAGUGGGAGACUCACUGGAGAAGGGGCCUCAAGGCUCGGAGGGAGGUCAUGGAGGGCGUCGGCGCAUGGUUCGUUCAGAUUGGCGAGCUUAACACGGUUCACCAUCUGUGGCAGUUUGCCAACCUCGAGGAGCGAAGGACGCGCCGAGAGAAGAGCUGGUCGGUUGAGGGAUGGAGCGACACGGUGCACAAGACGGUGCCUCUGAUUCAGUCCAUGCAGUCUAGGAUUCUGAUUCCCAUGCCCUGGUCGCCCGUAGCAUAA